Molecule: messenger RNA, 243 nt
Organism: Drosophila ficusphila
Lineage: Eukaryota; Metazoa; Arthropoda; Insecta; Diptera; Drosophilidae
Exons: 2
Coding region: 1-243 (80 amino acids)
Source: RefSeq, a predicted model, not a curated record
AUGACCAACUUUGAGGGCGCAGUAAAUGCGGUUUGCACACAUGCGAGGCGCUUUGCAAUUGUGUGUUUGCGAGGUCAUCCGCCUGUCACGUGCCUAAGCGUCAUGGCCAACGCAAUGCAGGUGGCACCGACAGGUCCUUUGGGGAUUUCCGGGAAGCAAACUUUCAGCUGCAGUGCAUCCAAAGCCAUGCGUGACAAAUAUUUAUUAACUGCCACAACAGCGGACCAUGGAUUAGAGGAUUGA